Molecule: messenger RNA, 558 nt
Organism: Paramecium pentaurelia
Lineage: Eukaryota; Ciliophora; Oligohymenophorea; Peniculida; Parameciidae
Source: the annotation of a GenBank genome assembly
AUGAAAGUUUAGAUUGAAGAUGUAUGUUUCGAUUUGGAUCCUAAAUUCAAAGAUCAUUCUGAAUUAUUGAAUUAAUUAUAUGAUCCUACAUCUAAUGAAGUAAGAAUCUCUAUAUAAAUUAGCCAAUUUAAUUGCAAAGUAAAUAUGUCAAUAAGGAAAUUUGGAAAAUAAUUGAACACUAUUAUGUAUUAAAUAACUUUAAGCCUGUAUAAACAGAAGUUAAUUGUAAUAAAAUUAAACUAUAAGAAAAGGUGAUGAUGAAAAUAAAGUAUUUACACCUCAAGAUUUAGAAAUAUUAAGAAUAAUAAAGAAUUCAAACAUUUCAAUUCAUAGAUUUUUAUUAGCAGCAAGAUAUCUAAAUUUACCUUCAUUUUAGGGUGUAAUUUAAAUAGAACUUAUUAGAUCUAUUAGUUAGUAAGUUGGCUACAGAAUUUUAUGUUGAUGUUACAAAACCUAAGCAAUCUCUUGAAAAUUUAUGUAAGAAAUAUCCUUAAGUUCCUGUGGUUACUAAAGAAGAAAUCAAAUAAUAUAAUUAAGUGUUGUAAUACUUAAUUUGAG